UUCAGCAGCUGCUCACAGGAAGACUGAAGUUACAGGCUGACACUGAGAAGGAAGAAGAGGGAAGAUCAUUCUGCAGCAGCUCUGCUCGUUCGAUAGACUACAGGUCGUCUCUUCCCCGGACGAGUAUUACUAACACUGUCUGUCUUUAUUAAAGCUAAUCAUCCCCUUUGGCAUCAUCUCCACCAUGAAGAUCCUGACUCUGUCUGCACUUCUUUGUGCCAUGAUAACUCUGACUGGAGCAGCUGCUCUUCCAGACUCUGAACCUGGGACAGAGGAAACUAUUGUUGCUCUUCCAGACACAAAGGACGAAAAUUGGACAGACUCAUUCAUUCCAGCUGGAGAGACUGAUGAUGUCCAGAGGGCCAGAUCUUGUCCCAGUGGUUGGACUGCUUUCAACAGUCGCUGUUUCCUCUACGUUCCAAGAGUCCUGAACUGGGCUCAGGCUGAGAGAAACUGUCAGUCCAUGGGUGGAAACCUUGCAUCUGUACACAGCUUUCAGGAGUACCAUGAGAUUCAGAGGAUGAUAGUGAGAGUCAGUCAUUACAGCAAUCCAGCAUGGAUUGGAGGGUCUGACGCACAACAGGAACGUCAUUGGCUCUGGAGUGACGGCACAAGAUUCAGCUAUUCUCACUGGUGUCAUGGAGAGCCUAACAAUUUUUUUGGUCAGCACUGCACACAAAUUAAUUAUAAAGAUCAGAAAUGCUGGGAUGACCUUUGGUGUGACAGAUCCCUCCCAUCAGUCUGUGCCAGGAGGUACUGAUAGGAAGAACCAAUCAAAAGGACAAACCGAUCAAUUUGUGCUUGAAAACUCACCUCUCUAUACGCCAUCCGUCUCAUAUGUAACCUAACCUAUUUCUCAUUAAACUUCUUUAUAUAUUUUUUCUAUACAAUAAUGGUAAUGGUCGCGGCAGACUGCCACCCACCUAGAGUCGGGGUCAGUCCGAGGUUUCUUCUUCUUAAAAGGAGGUUUUUCCUUGCCGCUGUCUCCAAGGUCUUGCGUAUGGUGGGAACUGUCUCUGUAAAUAAUGUUAUAAGGAGUUCGGUCUAGACCUGCUCUAUUUGUGUCCUGAGAUAACUUCUGUUAUGAAUUUGUGCUUUACAAAUAAAGCUGAAUUGAAUUGAAUUAAUGUGAUUUAAGAAGCUUAAGUGAGUGAACUGUUCUUUCUUGUCUUGUGUGAAAUUAAAAACAUUAAAACAAA
Molecule: messenger RNA, 1199 nt
Organism: Dicentrarchus labrax (European seabass)
Lineage: Eukaryota; Metazoa; Chordata; Actinopteri; Moronidae
Product: ladderlectin-like
Exons: 7
Coding region: 185-760 (191 amino acids)
Molecular function (GO): signaling receptor activity
Source: RefSeq, a predicted model, not a curated record